This is a messenger RNA of Closterium sp. NIES-65, 1233 nucleotides long. Lineage: Eukaryota; Viridiplantae; Streptophyta; Zygnematophyceae; Desmidiales; Closteriaceae. The record is from the annotation of a GenBank genome assembly.
AUGGUCGACACGGGAGACGGCAGCGCUUUGCCCACCUCGCUCUCCCCGCUCGUCGCCCUCGCGUCCCCCGCCCGUCACUCUCGCUCUUCCCGCCCACCGCCCUUGCCCCGCCCGUUGCCUCGCCUCCUCCUCGCCCGUCGCCUCGCCGCCUCCCCGCCCGUCGCCCUCGCUUCCCCUUCCCGUCGACCUCGCUUUCCCCCUCCCGUCGACCUCGCUUUCCCCCUCCCGUCGACCUCGCUUUCCCCCUCCCGUCGACCUCGCUUUCCCCCUCCCGUCGACCUCGCUUUCCCCCUCCCGUCGACCUCGCUUUCCCCCUCCCGUCAACCUCGCUUUCCCCCUCCCGUCGACCUCGCUUUCCCCCUCCCGUCGACCUCGCUUUCCCCCUCCCGUCGACCUCGCUUUCCCCCUCCCGUCGACCUCGCUUUCCCCCUCCCAUCGACCUCGCUUUCCCCCUCUUCUUCGCUGUCGCUUCCUUAUCCCGUCGCCCAUGCCCAUGGUCCUCCCUCGAGCCGACGCCCUAAUUUCCCGCCCCGCCGCCUUCUCUACCCUUCCCUCUGCCCCCUCCCUUCCUGCGCCCAUCACCAUCGCUACCCUCCCAUCGCUCUUCCCGUCGACUCUCCUCUCUUCCCUGUGGCCGCGUCGACAUCGCUCCCCAUCCCUCCCAGUUCCUCAAACAUCGGUGUAACUUUUGCUCACUCCCUUCCCCGCUACUCACUCCCUUCCCCGCUGCUCACUCCCUUCCCCACUGCUCACUCUCUUCCCCGCUGCUCACUCUCUUCCCCGCUGCUCACUCUCUUCCCCGCUGCUCACUCUCUUCCCCUGCUGCCAAUAAUGUUGUCGUCCAAGCUGCUGCCGGAGAUGGAGGUGGACGGGCGAGCAAGAGAGGACGCGCUGAGGGGGCCACAGGCAGCGCUGCCGAUGCGACAGCAGCUCGAGCUUCUGCUGCUGCCCACCACUUUCUCUCGCCUCGCCUCGCCUCGCCUCGCCUCGCCUCGCCUCGCCUCGCCUCUCCUUGCCGUGCCUCACCUUGCCUUGCUACACAGUGGAGGAGGGAGGCACAAGGGCAGCGCAGAUCCACAGGCAGCGGCCAGCGUGGCGGCGGCGUUCGGCAAGUGCAGCAUGGACAGGGCUGCUCUGACCCGCGGGGCUGAACAGGAGAAGCUUCUCAGAAAUGCACUGGCCACAAGCAAGGCGUACGGUACUGGUGCACAGCACCGAGUGUUGUCACAUUAA